This is a messenger RNA of Cyphellophora europaea CBS 101466, 3147 nucleotides long. Its product is annotated as copper-translocating P-type ATPase. Gene Ontology annotation, molecular function: ATP binding; ATPase-coupled monoatomic cation transmembrane transporter activity; metal ion binding. Gene Ontology annotation, cellular component: membrane. The transcript is spliced from 2 exons. Lineage: Eukaryota; Fungi; Ascomycota; Eurotiomycetes; Chaetothyriales; Cyphellophoraceae. Gene Ontology annotation, biological process: monoatomic cation transport. Bases 1 to 3147 code for a protein of 1048 amino acids. The record is from RefSeq and is a predicted model, not a curated record.
AUGGCACCCGAAAAGCCCGAUCAAGCUAUGAAGAGCACCGGCAACCCGCCCUGUGGUACAGGCUGCUGUGGGCCUACAGCUUCCCUUCAUUCGAACAACUCUGCCUCGACCACCGACAGUACAGCUUACUGUGACGAGGCCGAGAAGUGUGAUGAGGUCUGUAUCAAGGCUGCUGCUGCUCUUGAGUGCAAGCUCGCUUGCGAUGCAGAAUUCGAAGAAUGCUCUGGCAGUGACGGCCAAGAUAAGGACAACCACGAUGGCCACGAUCACCUGGAGAAGCAUGGUCACAAGCAUGAUGAAGGCGGCCACCAUCCUGAUGAGCCAUGUGUCAGCCACAUCCAGGCGGCUAUGGACAGGUAUGCCGCCUACCUCGAGUCUGCGCGUUGCAUCUGCCGCAGUGCUAUCGAGUCCUCUGCCAAAGCUAGCCAGUCCUGUGCUACCGUUGCUCCCUCGCCGCACUUCAUCCUUCCUCACGGCCAGUCUUCCGCUCAUUCUUAUGGCAAAGGUUCUGGCACUCUGGCGAAGCGCACCAGGACGAAGCCAAAGGCCGAUCGCUGUUAUUCUUCCGCUAUCGGCAGUAUCAAUGGAGGUCAUGAUCACCACGUUUCUCCUGACGCCGCUGAAUGCCACGACCAUGGGCAUCAUCACGACUCUGACAAACCGACUAAAGUCCCGCCCGCAACUUCUGGUUCUGUUGGCGACAUUGAGAAGAUGGCCGCCGUGCGAGAGCAUGUCCUCUUCAACGUGACCGGCAUGGACUGCUCUGGCUGCGCCAACAACUUGACCCGAGCCCUUGCAGCCGUGCCUGGCACUGAUAACGUCAAGGUUACUUUUAUUACCAACACGGCUGAGCUCGAUCUGGAUUCUACUAUCACCGCGAUUCCCACAGUGGUCCGCCUGGCAGAACGGGCCACUGGCUAUAAGCUAGUCACGUUCGACAGUGACAAUCAGGUACUGGACCUCACGAUGGACAGUAACAGUGCGAAAGCCUUCCAAAGCAAUCUACCAGCUGGAGCCGAGUCCUGCACCAGGAUUACCGGGAAUGUCUACGAAGUCAAUUAUGAUCCAUGUAUGAUCCGCGCCAGAGACGUUCUCGAAUACUCUGGUGGCAAGCUUGCCCCUCCUCGUGCAGACAAGUCGAUUGAUGCUGGUCAUCGCAGACUCCUCUGGGUCUUCUACCUCACCGCCGCAGCAUUCAUUCUCACCAUGCCUGUUGUUGUCAUGGAAUGGGGCGAUUUCGACACGAUCCCCCAUACAACCGUGCUGAUUAUCUCGGUUGUGCUUGGAACACUCGUCCAAUGUAUCGCCUAUCCGGAAUUUUACAAGCCAGCCAUCUCUUCUUUGAUCUACAACCGAGUCCUUGAGAUGGAUAUGCUCGUUGUGAUCAGCAUCACGGCCGCUUACGGUUAUUCUAUUGUAGCCAGUGGACUCAUCUUCGACGGCCGACAGCUUGAAACAAGCCCGUUCUUUGAGACCAGCACGCUACUCAUUACCUUGGUUCUCAUGGGCCGGCUCCUUGCCGCGUGGGCGCGCAAAAGGGCGGUGUCCAAGGUCUCCCUGCGAUCGCUACAGGCCUCUACUGCUGUGCUAGUAGAUCCCGCUACUGGCAGUACCACUGAUAUCGACGCCCGCCUGUUGCACUUCGGAGAUACCAUCCAAGUGCUCCCACAUUCGCAGGUUGUCACGGAUGCUGAUGUCGUCAGCGGUAUCAGCGAAGUCGACGAGUCUAUGCUGACAGGUGAAAGUUUGCCCAUUCAUAAGGCACCGGGCAGCAGCAUCAUCUCAGGCACUGUCAACGGCUCUGGCACCUUGACAGCACGUGUAGUGCGAUUGCCGGGUAAGAAUACCAUCACCGAUAUUGCAAACCUGGUCGAGCAGGCUCAGAGCUCGAAGCCAAGGAUCCAGGAUCUGGCAGAUAAGGUUGCAGGGUACUUCAUCCCCGUUGUCUGUACAGCAGCGGUCAUUGUUUUUGCUAUUUGGCUUGCGGUGUCUCUGAGAGUACGUAACCAAGCAGCCGGCCAGGCGAUUGGCACCGCGAUCUCAUACUGUAUCGCAGUUUUGGCCGUUUCAUGUCCUUGUGCUCUCGGAUUGGCAGUACCUAUGGUCCUUGUGGUCGCUGGAGGGAUCGCUGCUCAAGGAGGCAUUAUCAUCAAGACCGCGGAUGUGACUGAGCGCGGCCACAAAGUCACGGAUGUGAUUUUCGACAAGACAGGCACACUCACGGAAGGCAAUCUUGACGUGGUUGAGGAGACUGUGUUUGACACGGAUAACGGCACUGAUGUCCUCUCGGUCGUCAAAGCUCUUGUGAAAGACAACAAGCAUCCUGUCUCGGUAGCCGUUGCUGCUAGUGUUCAGAAACGCACCGGCAAUACUGUCCCCCUUGAAGACCUCACUUCCAUUCCAGGCUGCGGCAUGUACGCGAUGCUGAACGGGACGUCCGUUCGAGCUGGUAAUUCUCGAUGGCUCGGUCUUGAUGGCCAUCCGACAGCCAUCGAAUACAAAUCUCGUGGCCUGACUCUCCUGUGCGUCACUUCUGGCGAGGAUAAGCAGCCUCUGGCGAUAUUCGGUCUCAAAUCGGCCCUGCGCCCUGAAGCACACAACGUUGUCGCGGAGCUUCACAGGCGCGGUCUCUCAGUCCAUAUCUUAAGCGGUGACAGCACGCCUGUGGUUGCAGGCGUUGCAACAACCCUUGGCAUCCCGCUCUCGAAUGUCGCUGGCGAGCGCUCACCAGCUGAGAAGCAAGCAUACGUGUCAGCCCUCAUGUCCGACAACAAGACAACACUGUUCUGUGGCGACGGUACCAACGAUGCCGUGGCGGUCGCUCAAGCCAGUGUCGGAGUCCAGAUCGAGUCGACCUCCGACGUGACCCGUAGCACUGCCGAUGUUGUGCUCCUCGGUGGUCUCGACGGCGUGGUAUCCUUGUUGGAUGUCAGUAAAGCAGCCUACCGACGCAUCCUGUUCAACUUUGCUUGGUCAGCAGUCUACAAUGUCCUCGCGGUGCUGCUGGCAGGCGGUGCAUUCGUGCGCAUUCGCAUCCCUCCUGCUUUUGCUGGGCUUGGCGAAGUUGUCAGCGUGAUGCCAGUUGUGGUUGCUGCGCUCACGAUGCCUAAGGUCAAGAAGUCCUCGAUCUCUGCUGCGACCUCUUGA